AUGUCGGAUUCAGAAGAGAUAACGGAGUUCUCCAGCAUUGUCGAGCGGAUAACAAGAGGAGAGGUACCUAUCAAGAAUAUCGAACGGGAACUUAUCUGCCCGAUCUGCAAGGAAUUGUUCACGCACCCGCUUAUAUUGCCCUGCCAGCACAGUGUAUGCCACAAAUGUGUGAAAGAGCUUUUGUUACUCAACCAUGAAGACUCUUUCAGCACUGAUGCGGGAUCAGAGAACUCAAAUCCGGGGAGUCCUCGAUCCAGGGUCCCCUCUCCCAGUAUGGAGCGGCUGGAUCGGUUGGUGAGAUCAGCCACCUUGAGAAGGUCGUUUGGAGGGAGAGGGUCUAUCUCUUCCCCUGGAUGGAGGCGUUCCUCCGUCACGCCCCGCGUGACCACAUUCCCCUGCCCGGGGUGCCAGCACGACAUCGACCUCGGCGAGCGAGGGAUCAGCAUGCUCUUCCGCAACUUCACGCUGGAGAGCAUUGUGGAGCGUUACCGGCAGGCGGCCCGCGCCGCUGUGGCCAUCAUGUGCAACAUGUGCAAGCCCCCCCCUCAGGAGGCCACCAAGAGCUGCAUGGACUGCAAGGCCAGUUACUGCAACGAGUGCUUCAAGCUACACCACCCCUGGGGUACCCCCAAAGCCCAGCAUGAGUAUGUGGGCCCCACCACCAACUUCAGGCCAAAGGUGCUGAUGUGUCCUGAACACGAAAUGGAGAAAGUCAACAUGUACUGUGAGGUCUGUCGCCGUCCCGUGUGUCACCUCUGCAAGCUUGGGGGUUCUCACGCUAAUCACAAAGUGACAUCCAUGGCCAGCGCUUACAAAAUUCUCAAGGAGAAGCUAUCGAAGAGUAUCCAUUACUUAAUCAGCAAAGAGGAUCAGGUCAGGAGUCAGAUUUCUGAACUGGACGUGUUGAUUCGUCAGACAGAGGAAAAUGGACAGUUGGCGGAGAGGAGGGCGAACGAGCACUUUGAGCGUCUUUUCGAGACGCUGCAGGAGAGGAAAACCGAGAUGCUUAGAUCCAUCGAGCAGUCGAGAAACAGACGCCUCGACAAGCUCCGUGGCCAAGUGGAUGAGUACCAGGGUAUGCUGGAAAACAGUGGACUGGUGGGUUACGCACAGGAGGUCCUGAAGGAGACCGACCAGUCCUGCUUUGUCCAGACCGCUAAACAGCUGCACAUCAGGGUUCAGAGGGCCACGGAGUCACUGAAGACCUUUCAACCGGCGGCCAACUCCUCCUUUGACGAAUUUAUCCUGGACACAUCAAAGGAGGAGGCCCUGUUGAAAGACUUGUGCUUCGACGGAGUUCCUGACCCUCCCAUGAUCGACCUGUCUCGGAGUCGCGUGUAUAACGAAGGCCUAAUUCACUGGAGGCUCCCGGAGGACACCCUACCCACGGACCACCACGUCCUGGAGUACAGGAAGGUGGACUCAGAGGGCGAGGGUCACUGGCAGGCCGCGGACAGGGUGUACGGAGCCAGCACCGUGGUGUGCGACCUAGACACCGGCAGCGUUUACGCCUUCAGAGUCCGCAGCUGUCGUAACACCAUGCAUAGUCCCUACAGUCCCGAGGUGACUUUCCACACUCCGCCCGCCCCUGUGUUUGGCUUCCUGUUUAAUGAGAAAUGCGGCUUCAGCGCAGAGCGACUGAUGUUGACUAAGAGGAGAGAUUCGGUAGAAAGCGUCGCCGGCAUGACCUUCCUUUUAGCCGCUGAGCGCGUGCAGACAGGAAGUUACAUCUGCCUGGAUUACAUCAUCGGUGACACGGGCAUCUCUCAAGGCCGUCACUUCUGGGCAUUCCGUGUGGAGCCCCACUCGUUCAUGGUGAAAGUGGGCGUGGCAUCUGACUCCAAACUUGCGGAAUGGUUUCACAACCCGCGUGACACUAGCAGCCCCAGGUAUGACCACGACAGCGGACAUGACAGCGGCAGCGAGGACACGUGUUACGAGCUCUCGCAGCCCUUCAUGCUGAUUACCGUGGGGAUGGGCAAGCUCUUCAUACCAAAGGCCUCGGUCGGUGCCGCCGGCGACCACGGCAACCGCGUGCUUCCCAUGCCCCAGCGCGUCGGCGUCUGCCUGGACUACGACGCGGGCCGGGUUUUCUUCUACGACGCCGACAGCAUGCGCUGUCUCUACGAGAGGCAGGUGGACUGCACGGGUACCAUGUACCCUGCCUUCGGUCUGAUGGGAAGUGGUGCAGUUCACCUUGAAGAAUUCAUAACCGCCAAGCGACUCUCUUACAUGUGA
This is a messenger RNA of Chanos chanos (milkfish), 2238 nucleotides long. RefSeq names its product tripartite motif containing 36 (gene trim36). The transcript has 11 exons. Lineage: Eukaryota; Metazoa; Chordata; Actinopteri; Gonorynchiformes; Chanidae. The record is from RefSeq and is a predicted model, not a curated record. Bases 1 to 2238 code for a protein of 745 amino acids. Gene Ontology annotation, molecular function: ubiquitin-protein transferase activity; zinc ion binding; protein binding. Gene Ontology annotation, biological process: acrosome reaction; spindle organization. Gene Ontology annotation, cellular component: acrosomal vesicle.